Cadophora gregata is the source of this 1668-nucleotide messenger RNA. RefSeq lists its product as uncharacterized. Lineage: Eukaryota; Fungi; Ascomycota; Leotiomycetes; Helotiales; Ploettnerulaceae. Bases 594 to 1364 code for a protein of 256 amino acids. Gene Ontology annotation, molecular function: sequence-specific DNA binding; single-stranded DNA binding; RNA binding. The transcript has 2 exons. The record is from RefSeq and is a predicted model, not a curated record. Gene Ontology annotation, biological process: RNA metabolic process. Gene Ontology annotation, cellular component: cytoplasm; nucleus.
AUUGGCUUAGAUCAAGUGUAGUAUCUGUUCUUUUCAGUUUAAUCUCUGAAAGACAUCUAAGGAUGUCACAUUGAUUAUACUUAUUUUUGUCUUCUGCGGGAUUGCCUCUGGGCUUGCCUAUGCUUUCUCGCACUGUGUCACAGGUAUUACACUGCCUCCUGUCGACGCGACCACAUUUUUUCAUUACGGAUUUUGGCUUGUCCAGGGUCGUGAAGAAGGAAUUAGCUUUCGGUUUUUAGAAGUUCAUGUGGGAUACAGAAGUGCUGCAUGUUCAAGUGAGAUCGAGUUGGGGAGGCAGAAACUUUUGCUGCAGAGGGUGGUGGUCUGAGCCGCGCUGGGACGGAGACUUGGGACAAUGGAAUGGGUAAUAUGAUAUCAAGCUAUGGUGUCUAGAAUAUGGAGAAGAAAGGAUAAGUAAAGCCUCAAAAUUGUGAUGACUGUAAUGCUGUUCCAACUAUAACUUUGCCUCUCGCAGAUGAAAGGAAGCACCGCCCUAAGGACGGCUGUUCAAGCACACCGUGCGACCACACCUGUGAAGUCUCAUCGGCACCGCCCAGUCCUUCUGCCCCUCCAAAACAAACAGCUUGCCCAUCAUGACAAGCUCUGGAAUGGUUGAUCCCCGAAUUUUCGAGCAGCUUCAAACAAAGAUCGAUGAUGACGCCGAGGUCAGAGACCAGAUUCGAGCCAUUACGCAAACUCUGGAGAGGCAAGGCCGGAAUGCGCAGUCGGUUCUGUCAAGAGCCCAUUCAACUCCAGCUGCAAACCUUGGACCUGUCCUAGUCGCUGCUGAAACCUACAUCAGGGAAGAGAUCGAGAGCAUCAGCAAGCUUGCUGCGAUCUCCUCCAAUUCCCCAUACUACAAAUAUAACGGCCUCUGGACUCGAGACGUACAGAAUGUCAUUUUCUCCAUUUUAUUUUGUGGUUGGCUGGGGGGCAUGAGCUCGUACAUUAAGGCAGACCAAGGCAAACUCCUCACAAUUGAAGAAGUUGGAGCAAUUCUGAAUGGUGUGCCGGGUCCUUCUGCCACAAAACUCAUUACUGACCCUGCUCCAGUUCCUAUUAAUCUCAAAGACCGAGAUGCCUUCCAUAUUACAAUCGAAGAAUACCUCCAAUCCCUCAUAACCCUCAUUGAAGAGCUUUCCCGACUGGCUAUCAAUUCAGUCACUCUUGGCGAUUACCAACGACCUCUACAAAUUAGCCAAUUCGUUAAGGAUCUACAUGCUGGUUUCCAGAUCUUGAACCUCAAGAACGAUUCGUUAAGACGCAGAAGCGAUAGUAUCAAGUACAAUGUCAAGAAGAUCGAGGAUAUAGUCUACGAUCUGUCGCUGAGAAAUCUGGUUCCAAAGGCUGGGGCAGAGACAUGACUUGGGGCAUUAAAAGAGGAAGUUAAUGACUGAUGAUAACAUCAAAAGGCAUGGGAGUCUACCGUUGCUCGCAUCUUGAGGCGCAAUAACAUGGCUGAUGAGAAUUUACAAUGGAAGAGCAGCUGGCUCUGGUCAGCAGGACCGCAAUUAAGGACUGAAAAAGGCUACGGUUUGCAAAGGAGCAGCUAUAGGACAUAGCUCAUAGAACUUUAUAAUACAAUAAGCAAUAGAGCAUGGAAUUCGGCCAUUACGCAGCUCCAUACCAGCCAUCAUUUGAUCAUUCGAAGCUCAAAUUUCUCAAGGU